Molecule: messenger RNA, 1518 nt
Organism: Penicillium waksmanii
Lineage: Eukaryota; Fungi; Ascomycota; Eurotiomycetes; Eurotiales; Aspergillaceae
Exons: 7
Coding region: 1-1518 (505 amino acids)
Biological process (GO): transmembrane transport
Molecular function (GO): transmembrane transporter activity
Source: RefSeq, a predicted model, not a curated record
AUGCCUUUCGGUAUUCUCGAUGACGACAAAUUGGAGCAUAUUCCAGGUACGGCACCACUGAACGGGCUUCAAAAUACCGAUACCUACUCCGGCCUCGAUCCAGGAUUCCUGAAGCGCGAUUCAACGGGGCAAUUUGUACUUGUUCCGCAGCCGUCGGACUCUCCCAAUGACCCCUAUAACUGGUCACGCAAACGAAAAGAACUGUUUACAAUCACGUAUGGAUGGGGCUGCGGGUGUGUCGGAGGGGGGGGCACUAUUGCUGCAAUUGCGAUCGGAAGCCUUAUAUUCAACUCCCUUGCAGUCAAGUACGGAAAGCGACCGGUGUAUCUGGGUACAACAGUUGGGUUGAUGGUUUCUUGCUUCUGGGCAGCCGAGGCAAAAAGCUUCGAGUCUUUCGUGGCUGCAAGGGUGUUCUGUGGGCUCUGUAUGGCACCGAUGGAGGCCCUAGUCCCUGCAUCAAUUUCGGAUAUUUGGUUUGUUCACGAGAGGGGGUUUCGGACUGCUGUAUUCAACCUAGGAGUACUUGGGGGAAUCAAUUUGGCAGUUCCAAUCGCUGCUGCGAUUAUUGAAUUUAGCUCCUAUCGCAUAGCGUUGCAUGCAAUGGGAGGCGCCUUUGCACUAACCCUCAUUAUGGUCGUGGUUGAGGGCAAAGGGGCGUUGGAGCAGCUCGAACAUGCACCUACCUCCGGUUCGAUACCGAAUGAGGAACCUGUAUCCUGGACGAAAAGACUACUGCCAUACAGUGGCUAUGUUAAUCAAGUUUCGUUCUGGAAUACGUUGGUCCGACCUUUCUACCUCAUCGCGUCGCCGGCCGUACUAUGGGCCGUUCUUCUUUUCACAACAUGCAUUUCGUGGCUCGUCGGAAUAUCACUCACGCUAUCGCAGAUCUUCUCCGCUCCGCCUUAUAACUUUUCUGUGGUUGGAGUUGGAGCGACCAAUUUGUCGUCAUUCGUGGCCUCUGUUCUCGGUACUAUGACCGCAGGGCCACUUAUCGACGGUUUGGUUACUAGGAUGUCUAGAAUGAAUGGAGGAAUCUUCGAGCCUGAGUUCCGUUUACCCAUAAUGGUUACAUAUCUCCUGUUUACGUCCACUGGGUUUUUCGCUUGGGGGCAAUCUUCAUACGCGCAAGACCCUUGGCCGGUACCUGUGAUAGUGUGCCUUGGUCUCAUUAACUUUGGCGUUCAACUCGGUACGACUGGGGUGGUGACAUACGUUGUUGAUUGCCACCGUGAGAAAGCAGGCGAGGCAUUUGCGGCCAUGAACUUUAUCAAGAACCUGUUUGCAUUCGGACUAUCAUUCUACAUCAACGACUGGAUCGAUAACCAAGGAGUCCGGAACUGUUUCUUUACCAUUGGGGGGAUAACUAUGGGAGUUACCCUAUUCACAAUUCCGAUGCAAGUACAACCUACCAUGUUUUUGAGCAGCCUAUUAAACGUUGGGUUCACCGACACGGCAUUGCUGAUCGACUUUGAAACGUCAUUACUACUCGGUGGUUUACUUGGGAAACUCGCGAUUUAG